Molecule: messenger RNA, 3613 nt
Organism: Cicer arietinum (chickpea)
Lineage: Eukaryota; Viridiplantae; Streptophyta; Magnoliopsida; Fabales; Fabaceae
Product: probable starch synthase 4, chloroplastic/amyloplastic
Molecular function (GO): alpha-1,4-glucan glucosyltransferase (UDP-glucose donor) activity
Source: RefSeq, a predicted model, not a curated record
UUGUCUUCACACUUCAGAUAAUUACCAAUUAAAAUAAAUGAAUAUAAUUAGAUUCCUUUUUCACAAUGAAAGAAACCGUAAUAAUAAAAGACUCACUGAACCCAAAGGAAGACGAGGCUGCGUCUCUAUUCUGAAGAAGAAGAAGAAGAAACGAUCAAUUGGUCGCUAAAAUGGCUUCGAAGCUAACAACAUGUUUUAUUUGCUGGAAUCUGAAUAGCAACAACGGCUUCAACUGUAAUAAUAACAAUACUCGCGUAAUGCACUCUCCUUUUCAACCUUAUUGCAAAAUGCGACACCGUAUUCCCAGUUCUCGCCACAAAAGACAAUAUAUCAAGAAAGCAUCACACCCUUCCAUUGAUGGAGCUCUCAAUCAAAAUCAAAACUCUGAUGAUGAUUCUCUCCACAAUUUCAACCCUCCAAUUCUACUGCCUCUUAAUAAUAAUUCCACACCAUCGGCCUUGAACGUAAACGGAGCAGAGCGGGCUGAACAGUUGUCUGGCAGUCAACUCGACCAUUUGUUAGCCAUGAUAAAAAAUGCAGAGAAAAAUAUCCUUCUUCUGAAUCAAGCUAGAGUUCAUGCACUUGAAGACCUUGAAAAGAUUCUUGCCGAAAAGGAAGCCUUACAAGGAGAAAUUAAUGUCUUAGCGAUGAGAUUGGCCGAGUCUGAUGUGCGGAUUGAAGUUGCGGCCCAGGAAAAGACACGUGUUGAACUCUUGGAGGGUGAGUUGGAGAAACUGCGUAGUGAAUUGGCGCAAAAGGGCAGUAUUGAAGGAAGAGAUGCUGAAUUGCAUGAACUUCAAAAUGGAGUAUUUAGUGAUGCAAUUACAAACAAUCUAAGUCAUAAUGAUAAGAUCCAUUCCCUUACCGAGGAGCUAAAUUCAAUUAGAGAAGAAAAUGCCACUUUGAAGAAUGCCAUAGAAUCAUUUAAAGCACAGCUCAAUGAUGUUGCAAACAAUGAUGAACGUUUAGCGGUAUUGGAAAAAGAACGCUUAUCUUUGCGAUCAGCCCUAAAAGACAUGGAAUCAAAACUGUCAAUAUUUCCAGAAGAUGUAUCUGAACUGUCUACACUUAGAGUUGAAUGCAAGGAUUUGUCUGAUAAGGUUGAAAAUUUGCAAUUGCUGCUAGACAAAGCAACCAAACAAGACAGCCAAGCUGUUACAGUGCUGCAACAAAACCAGGAUCUUCAAAGGAAGGUUGAUAAAUUGGAAGCAUCCCUCGAAGAAGCUAACAUCUAUAAGCUGUCAUCUGAUAAAUUGCAAAAAUCUAAUGAACUAAUGCAACAAAAGAUAAAACUAUUGGAGAGCCAGCUACAAAAAUCAGAUGAAGAUAUAAACUCUUACGUUCAGUUGUAUCAGCAGUCAGUGAAGGAAUUUCAAGAUACACUCGAUCUUCUGAAAAAAGAAAGCAAGAGAAGGGCGCCGGAUGAACCAGUGGAAGAUAUGCCGUGGGAAUUCUGGAGUCGGUUGUUGCUUCUAAUUGAUGGUUGGGCACUUGAAAAGAAGAUAUCAGUAGAUGAUGCAAAGCUUUUGAGAGAAAAGGUCUGGAAGAGAGACAAGAGUGUUAGUGAUGUAUAUAUGGCUUACAAAGAAAAGACCGAACAUGAGGCUAUAUCUGCAUUUCUUGGGCUUACAUCAUCUGCAACAAGUCCAGGAUUGUACGUGAUUCAUAUUGCAGCAGAGAUGGCACCAGUAGCUAAGGUUGGUGGCUUGGGGGAUGUUAUCAGUGGUCUAAGUAAAGCAUUGCAAAAGAAAGGACACCUUGUUGAAAUUAUACUUCCCAAAUAUGACUGUAUGCAAUAUGACCGCAUUGGUGACUUAAGAGCUUUGGAUGUGGUGAUAGAGUCAUACUUUGAUGGUCAAUUAUUCAAAAAUAAAAUCUGGGUUGGCACUGUUGAAGGCCUUCCUGUUUAUUUCAUUGAGCCUCAUCAUCCUGGUAAGUUCUUUUGGAGAGGAGAUUAUUAUGGCGCGCAUGACGACUUCAGAAGAUUUUCAUAUUUUAGCCGUGCAGCUCUUGAGUUUCUUCUUCAAGCUGGCAAGAAGCCAGAUAUCAUCCAUUGCCAUGAUUGGCAGACAGCAUUUAUUGCUCCUCUAUAUUGGGAUGUAUAUGCCCCAAAAGGAUUAAAUUCAGCUAGGAUAUGUUUUACAUGCCACAACUUUGAGUAUCAAGGGACUGCAGGAGCUUCAGAGUUGGAAGCAUGUGGUCUUGAUAGCCACCAGCUAAACAGACCAGAUAGAAUGCAGGACAACUCAGCACAUAACAGAGUCAAUUCUGUCAAGGGUGCAGUUGUUUACUCAAACAUUGUAACAACAGUGUCCCCCACUUAUGCUCAAGAAGUGAGAACUGCAGAGGGAGGUAAAGGCCUCCAUUCAACUCUCUCUACCCACUCCAAAAAGUUCAUCGGUAUUCUUAAUGGUAUUGACACUGAUAUAUGGAAUCCUGCCACUGAUCCAUUUCUUCAAGUCCAGUACAAUGCAAAUGAUCUUCAAGGGAAAUCAGAGAAUAAGGAAGCCUUGAGAAGGAAUCUAGGUCUUUCUUCUGCAGACGUUAGGAGGCCAUUGGUUGGCUGCAUUACAAGAUUGGUUCCACAAAAAGGUGUUCAUCUUAUCCGACAUGCAAUAUAUCUAACAUUGGAACUGGGAGGACAAUUUGUUCUACUUGGUUCAAGUCCAGUCCCUCAUAUUCAGAGAGAAUUUGAGGGCAUUGCCAACCACUUUCAGAAUCACGACCACAUAAGGUUGAUAUUGAAGUAUGAUGAGUCUCUCUCCCAUGCUAUUUAUGCUGCAUCUGACAUGUUCAUCAUUCCAUCAAUCUUUGAACCUUGUGGCCUAACACAGAUGAUAUCAAUGAGAUAUGGUGCCAUACCUAUUGCCAGAAAAACCGGUGGCCUAAAUGACAGUGUUUUUGACGUUGAUGAUGAUACAAUACCUUCACAGUUUCGAAAUGGAUUUACAUUCUUGAAUGCCGAUGAGAAGGGAAUAAACGAUGCCUUAGUACGUGCAAUUAAUCUCUUCACAAACGAUCCUAAGAGUUGGAAGCAACUUGUUCAGAAGGACAUGAACAUAGAUUUCAGCUGGGAUUCUUCAGCAGCACAAUAUGAGGAGCUCUACUCAAAGUCUGUGACUAGAGGAAGGGCAACAAAACGUGCUUAAUUUAGCAAAAGGAGGCUUUUCUGUGCUAUCCGUUCAAUUUUGUCAGUUUCCUAAACAGAGAUGGGAGAUCAGAUUUAAUGCUCAAUGAGGAGGAUUUAUCUGAACAUGCCUGUCAUGCAAAAACAUCUCAAAUUGAGAAUGAAUAUAAAGAAUAAUAAUAUGAAUGCAACAUGGUUACUGAAACUAUGCUGCUAGCUAGAUUAGUUUCCGUGAAGCAACCGUUCUCAUGCAUUGAUGGAUUCUAUAUCUAGGUGAUAUUUGAACUUCACUAUACCUCACAGGAUUGUGUAAUUAUUUCCCCCUUUUCUUCGUUAUUUAAUUAGUUUGCCAACAGUGUAUAAAGGUCACACAUGUAAAAGCGUUACAGGCUUUCAUCUUAGUUUUCUACUAAAAAGAAUGUAGAAUGUAAUCAAAUGUCAAGCAAAAUAAAAAUUGUUCACUGCCUGUAAACUUUUUAUCUUUUA